Sus scrofa (pig) is the source of this 1297-nucleotide messenger RNA. Lineage: Eukaryota; Metazoa; Chordata; Mammalia; Artiodactyla; Suidae. The record is from RefSeq and is a predicted model, not a curated record.
AUGUCGUUUCUAAAUGGCUCCAGACUAACUCCAGCCUCAUUCAUCCUAAAUGGCAUCCCUGGUUUGGAAGAAGUGCACCUGUGGAUCUCCUUCCCUCUGUGCACCAUGUACGGCAUCGCCAUCACAGGGAACUCCGGCCUCAUGUACCUCGUCUACUCUGACGAGGCCUUGCACAGACCAAUGUACAUCUUCCUAGCCCUUCUCUCCUUCACAGACAUGCUCAUGUGCACGAGCACGCUCCCCAACACCCUCUGUGUCCUGUGGUUCGACCUCAAGGAGAUUGACUUCAAGGCCUGCCUGGCCCAGAUGUUCUUCGUGCAUACUUUCACGGGGAUGGAGUCCGGGGUGCUCAUGCUCAUGGCCCUGGACCGCUAUGUGGCCAUCUGCUACCCCCUGCGCUACGCCACCAUCCUCACCAAUCCCGUCAUCGCCAAGGCUGGGCUCCUCACGUUUCUUCGAGGUGUAAUGCUUGUUAUCCCUUUUGUUUUCCUUACCAAGCGCCUGCCCUUCUGCAGAGGCAAUGUCAUACCCCACACCUACUGCGACCACAUGUCUGUGGCCAAGAUAUCCUGCGGCAACGUGAAGGUCAAUGCCGUCUACGGCCUGAUGGUGGCCCUCCUGAUCGGGGGCUUCGACAUCCUGUGCAUCACCGUCUCCUACACCAUGAUCCUCCGGGCGGUGGUCAGCCUCUCCUCGGCAGAAGCUCGGCAGAAGGCCUUCAGCACCUGCACUGCCCACAUCUGUGCCAUCGUCAUCACCUAUGUCCCAGCCUUCUUCACCUUCUUUACCCACCGCUUUGGGGGACACUCCAUUCCCCCACACAUACAUAUUAUUAUGGCCAAUCUCUAUCUACUUAUGCCUCCCACAAUGAAUCCUAUCGUCUAUGGGGUGAAAACAAAGCAGAUACGAGAACGUGUCAGUAGGAUCUUGCUUAAGGAAAAGGACAGCUCUUCUCAUAAUAUUUAAGUAGAGUCUUCUGCGAAGUUAGAGUCCUCUUAGCUUGAGAGCAUCAGGUCAAUGGGGAGCCCUCCCAGUGAAAGCAGGUAUCUGGUCACUGGCAACAUUUGUAGGUGACUUUUAUUUUUCUACUUCUACACAUGCAGGCACAGACCUCUUCUGAAAUCCCAUGUUCUCCAAAGCCUCUUUCACUCAUAGGAGACUUCCACGUUCAAUGCAUCUGAUCUUCACAGACAGAUGUCUUCUCUCCUGAACGACAGUCUACAAAAUGAUCCAGUGGUUGGCUCAUGAGGACUGGAGUUGAACUUUUAAGACAUAUUUAAAUCCCUGGCAAAACGUG